UGGGGCCGAAUUACCGAUACACGAUGGACCAUUGCGUAUAUAAGUUUUGCAGUAUUACAAAUGAUAAUAUCCGUUUCAUUAGAAGCUAUAAUAUUGCAAAGAAAUGAAAUAAGCCAUUCAACAUUAGAAGCAUAUAAAAUUCAUGACACUGCUGAUACCCCAAAGAUAGCAUAUAAAAAUUAUACAUAUUCUAAGUAUACAAUGCAAUUUCAAUCGAUUGAACAUGGAAAUAUAUGGUUUAUGGUGUUUCAAGCUUUUCUAGUUACAUUAUGUAUUUCUGCGGUAUUCUUUCAAAAUACUAUAGAGUUAAUUUCAAUAGCACUCAUCAAUAUAUGUUUAAUAUGUGCUGCGGGAUUACAAAUUUAUCAAAGUAAUAAAUGGAUUAAUCGAGUUAAUAUGCAAAUUGAUUCUGAUAAAAAUAACGGGAUCCAAGGCCUAGAAAAUUUAAGUGAUAAUGUGAUUAUGUGGGAAGGUAUUCAACUAUUUAUCUUGAUAGUGUUUGAUGCUGCUUCAAUGUUCUUUGGAUACAAGUUAUAUAAACAAUUUGGCUGGGAUAUCUACAAGAAAAUAGGCGCCCAUAUACAGAUGCAAAGGAUAUAUCGAACAUAUCUUGUAUUCCUUUUGCUACUGAAAUUGGAUUUCUUUCUCUUGAUUUGUUUCCAAAUUCUUAACUUGGUUUUCUUGUUUAAUGAUAAUGAGGAGCAGACACGUAACAUUAUUUUCCAAAGUAUCAUGGUCGCAAGUGUUAUCCCAAUGGUUGGUUUAGCAUUAUGGGGGGUCCGUAGAGAAAAUAUAGUAGCGAUGUUCCUUUUUACAGUGACUUCUGUAAUUACAAUAGCGAAUUUUCUUUAUAUUUUGGCUGAGUUUAUCAUUAAAAGGGAUGAAUUCCUGCUAACGUUUUUGGAUAUUCUUGGUAUCUUAUUAUCCAUAAUGUCAAUGGUGGUUGCAUAUUUGGCUGUAUUAAAUUUUGACAGUGGCUUGAGAGAUUAUUUUCAAAGAAGAAAUCAUGAAGGUGCUAUCAAUUUGGAAUCUGGUGGUCAAGGACAACGAAUAACGCCGCGGUUUUCAAUUGAUGACUAA
Molecule: messenger RNA, 1080 nt
Organism: Funneliformis geosporum
Lineage: Eukaryota; Fungi; Glomeromycota; Glomeromycetes; Glomerales; Glomeraceae
Source: the annotation of a GenBank genome assembly